CCUCCGCCAUGUUGUUUUGCUUCGUUGUCAAGCUCACGCGCACGCGCGCACCCAGUGUUCCUCACGCCCACCCGAGUGGACCGUCGCAGGAUUCCGGCGUUCAAAGUGAACGCUUGAAGAGUGAACUCGUGAAAAGCGACCGCGUUGCGGAGUGAACGAGCCAAGUGCACCAGCGAGGCGUUACUCAUCCGGUGACUGAGUGGGUUUUGCCAUGGCCACCUUCCCCGAGUACAUCGCCCAGAACGAGGAGCGCGACGGCGUCCGCUUCAGCUGGAACGUGUGGCCGUCCAGCCGUCUGGAAGCCACGCGCAUGGUGGUGCCCGUCGCCGCCCUCUUCACGCCACUCAAGGAGCAACCCGACCUGCCGCCCAUCCAGUACGAGCCCGUGCUCUGCAGCCGCGCCACCUGCCGCGCCGUGCUCAACCCGCUCUGCCAAGUGGACUACCGGGCCAAGCUGUGGGCUUGCAACUUCUGCUACCAGAGGAACCAGUUCCCGCCGUCCUAUUCGGGAAUCUCGGAGGUGAACCAGCCCGCCGAGCUGCUGCCUCAGUUCUCCACCAUCGAGUACGUGGUCCAGCGCGGGCCGCAGAUGCCGCUGGUCUUCCUGUACGUGGUGGACACGUGCAUGGAGGAGGAGGACCUGCAGGCGCUGAAGGAGUCGCUGCAGAUGUCCUUGUCGCUGCUUCCGCCCACCGCUCUGGUGGGUCUCAUCACCUUCGGCCGCAUCGUCCACGUUCACGAGCUGGGCUGCGAGGGCAUCUCCAAGAGUUACGUCUUCAAAGGGACCAAAGACCUCAGCGCCAAGCAGCUGCAGGAGAUGCUGGGUCUGGCCAAACCGGCGGCCGCCUCCCAAGGACGAGGAUCUCAGCCCCCCCAACAGCCGCAGUACAACAGGUUCCUGCAGCCUGUCCAGAAGGUGGACAUGAACCUGACUGACCUGCUGGGGGAGCUGCAGCGCGACUCCUGGCCCGUGGUCCAGGGUAAGAGGCCCCUGCGCUCCCUGGGCGUGGCCAUGUCCAUCGCCGUCGGCCUGCUGGAGUGCACCUUCCCCAACACGGGCGCGCGCAUCAUGACCUUCAUCGGGGGUCCGGCCACGCAAGGUCCCGGCAUGGUGGUGGGAGACGAGCUCAAGAUCCCCAUCAGGUCUUGGCACGACAUCGAAAAGGACAACGCCAAGUUCAUGAAGAAGGCCGCCAAGCAUUACGAGGCGCUGGCGAGCCGGGCGUCCGCCAGCGGUCACGUGAUAGACAUCUACGCCUGUGCGCUGGACCAGACCGGACUCCUGGAGAUGAAGUGCUGUGCCAGCAAUACGGGCGGCUACAUGGUGAUGGCCGACUCGUUCAACACGUCGCUGUUCAAGCAAACCUUCCAGAGAGUUUUCUCCAAAGAUAUUCAAGGCUCCUUCAAGAUGGCCUUCGCCGCCACGCUGGAAGUCAAGACCUCCAGGGAGCUGAAGGUGUCGGGAGCCAUCGGGCCCUGCGUGUCGCUCAACGCCAAAGGACCCUGCGUCUCCGAAAAUGAGAUCGGCAGCGGCGGGACGUGCCAGUGGAAGAUGUGCGGUUUGGACCCCGGCACCACGCUGGCGCUCUACUUUGAGGUGGUCAAUCAGCACAACGCCCCCAUCCCUCAAGGCGGCCGUGGGGCUCUGCAGUUUGUCACGCAGUACCAGCACGCGUCGGGCCAGAGACGCAUACGCGUCACCACCAUUGCCAGGAACUGGGCGGACGCGCAGACGCAGAUCCAAAGCAUCGCCGCAUCCUUCGAUCAGGAGGCGGCGGCCAUCUUGAUGGCCCGGCUGGCGGUGCAGCGCGCCGAGACGGAGGAGGGGCCCGACGUGCUCAGGUGGUUGGACAGGCAGCUCAUCAGACUGUGUCAGAAGUUUGGCGAUUACCACAAAGACGAUCCCAACUCCUUCAGGUUCUCCGAGACGUUCUCGCUGUACCCUCAGUUUAUGUUCCACCUGCGGCGCUCGCCCUUCCUGCAGGUGUUCAACAACAGUCCGGACGAGAGCUCGUACUACCGUCACCAGUUCAACCGGCAUGAGCUGACGCAGGCGCUGAUCAUGAUCCAGCCCGUCCUCUACGCGUACUCCUUCCAGGGACCGCCCGAGCCGGUGUUGUUGGACAGCAGCAGCAUUCUUCCAGAUCGCAUCCUGCUCAUGGACACUUUCUUCCAAAUCCUCAUCUACCACGGAGAGACGGUGUCCCAGUGGAGGAAAGCAGGCUACCAGGAGAUGGCCGAGUACGAGAACUUCCGGCACCUUCUUCAGGCUCCGGUGGACGACGCCCAGGAGCUGCUGCACUCGCGCUUCCCCAUGCCCCGAUACAUCGACACGGAGCACGGCGGCAGCCAGGCUCGCUUUCUGCUGUCCAAAGUCAACCCCUCGCAGACGCACAACAACAUGUACGCUUGGGGACAGGAGUCGGGCGCGCCCAUCCUGACGGAUGACGUCAGCCUGCAGGUCUUCAUGGACCACCUGAAGAAGCUGGCCGUGUCCAGCGCCGCCUAGCGUGUCCUCGUUGUAUUGCGCCUGCUGCCUGAAACGCUGACGCCUCGCAACAUCUUCUCGUUUGAUUGACGCGGGAUCAAAUGUUUGUAGCCCCCCCGACCUGUGGCCACUCUCUUUGUUCGAAUAAACGUUUUGCAACCUUCUUGGGUCCUGAUCAAUCUUGGCAAACUUUCAUGGCUUCACGGGCCCAAAUUAAGCUUUUAUUUCCCUCCUAUUUGGAGAAAAAGGGAAACGGAUUCACAGGUCUGUGCUCGUAGGUCGACUCUGGCGGUGAGCAGGUGACUCCCUCUUGUGGCACGGAGGACCCGAGAACAAUCUUGCUUCAGCUCCGAAAAAUGAAAUGCGGCUUGUUGUGUUGGGUCUGUCUCAGUGACAGACUGAGGCUGCUGUUCUCUUCUUCUCUGAUCAAAACAGUGUCUCCCCCUAGCGGAUAUUCCACAAAUCUCACCCUAUUAAAAAAUAUUCAUUCCGUG
Molecule: messenger RNA, 2982 nt
Organism: Hippocampus zosterae (dwarf seahorse)
Lineage: Eukaryota; Metazoa; Chordata; Actinopteri; Syngnathiformes; Syngnathidae
Gene: sec23a
Product: Sec23 homolog A, coat complex II component
Exons: 20
Coding region: 212-2509 (765 amino acids)
Biological process (GO): COPII-coated vesicle budding; COPII-coated vesicle cargo loading; endoplasmic reticulum to Golgi vesicle-mediated transport
Cellular component (GO): endoplasmic reticulum exit site; COPII vesicle coat
Molecular function (GO): GTPase activator activity; zinc ion binding
Source: RefSeq, a predicted model, not a curated record